AUGACACUAUUUCACACAACUCUCAAGAGUAAUUCAUUGCUGCGAAGUUGCUUGAGUUCAAAGCAUUUGCGACAAUGGAAAUUUUUUGGCGGUUCUUUGACAAUAAACAGUGAACAAGGAAGUUCAACUAUUUACGCAUUGUCAUCAGGGCAAGGAAAAUGUGGAGUAGCCGUGGUCCGAGUGUCUGGUUUCGAAGCUUUAAAAGCUUUACAAAAAAUGACAAAUUUGUCAAAUCCAAAAUCAAAAACUACUUUUCUUCGAAAAAUACACGAUCCUGAAACUGGGGAAAUUAUAGAUAAAGGAUUAUGCUUGUGGUUUCCAGGUCCCAAAUCCUUUACUGGCGAAGAUACAGUUGAAUUUCAAGUUCAUGGCGGUUCAGCAAUUUUAUCAUCUCUAAUGACGGCACUCGCAAAACUUGGAUUUCGUCCCGCCGAACCCGGUGAAUUCACGAGACGUUCGUUUUACAAUAAUAAAUUGGAUUUAACGGAAAUUGAGGGUCUGGCCGAUUUAAUUCACGCCGAAACUGAACAACAACGUAAACAGGCACUCUUACAGGCGAGUGGUGUUCAUCGUGAAUUGUACGAAAAUUGGCGGCACACGCUUAUGAAAAAUAUUGCUCAUCUCGAGGCGUACAUUGAUUUUAGCGAAGAGGAAAAUAUUGAGAGCGAUGUACUCGUUAAUUGUAAUGAUAAUUUACGAGAACUCGUGGAAAAAUUGGAAAAUUAUCUUACCGAUGGUAGAAGGGGUGAGAUUUUACGUAGCGGUGUGAAAACGGUAAUUUUAGGUAAACCAAAUGUUGGGAAAAGUAGUCUACUAAAUAGUCUUGUACGACGUGAUGCUGCAAUUGUCACAUCCGUCGCUGGAACAACACGUGACAUUGUUGAAUUAACAUCAAAUAUAUCAGGUUAUCCAGUACUUUUGGCUGACACAGCAGGACUUGCAAAUAAUUCCAAGGAUUUUAUUGAACAAGAAGGAAUUCGAAGAGCGAGAGUUUAUGCAAUUAAUGCCGAUUUUAUUAUUUUAGUUGUCGAUGCCGUGGAAUUUGUCAAAAGUCAAAAAUCCAUUGUCAAUUAUAUUCACGACUAUAUGAAAAAUUUAGAAUUAAAUGAUCUUAUAAAUAAUGAGAGAGAAGUAAAAAAUUACAUAAUUGUUAUGAAUAAACUCGAUUUAAUUGAUAGUAAAAUGAAGAAUUUUUUUCUGAAAACUUUACAUGAAAAUAAUAUUAUUGGAAUUUCGUGUGUGAAAAAAGAGGGAUUUUCAAAUUUACUUGACGCAAUGACAAAAUGCUUUGUGAAAAUAUGCGGAAAUCCAUCGAGGGAAAAUCCAACAAUUAGUCAAACAAGACAUAGGAUUCAUUUGACAAAUUGUUUGAAUUGUUUAAAAAAUUAUUUCAAAUUAAUGUCGAAUGAUAAUCAUGACAUUGUUAUUGCCACUGAGGAGAUUCGUCAAGCAAUGAAAGAACUUGGAAAAGUAACUGGUCACGUUAGUAAUGAACAAAUUUUAGACAUUAUAUUUAAAGAUUUUUGCAUUGGAAAAUAAAAAAGAUCCUUUUGUAA
Leptopilina boulardi is the source of this 1556-nucleotide messenger RNA. Its product is annotated as tRNA modification GTPase GTPBP3, mitochondrial. Gene Ontology annotation, biological process: tRNA wobble uridine modification; tRNA methylation. The transcript has 4 exons. The record is from RefSeq and is a predicted model, not a curated record. Gene Ontology annotation, molecular function: GTP binding; protein binding; GTPase activity. Bases 1 to 1539 code for a protein of 512 amino acids. Lineage: Eukaryota; Metazoa; Arthropoda; Insecta; Hymenoptera; Figitidae. Gene Ontology annotation, cellular component: mitochondrion; cytoplasm.